Messenger RNA from Plasmodium knowlesi strain H, 2445 nucleotides. Its product is annotated as heptatricopeptide repeat-containing protein, putative. The coding region runs from base 1 to 2445 and encodes 814 amino acids. The transcript has a single exon. The record is from RefSeq and is a predicted model, not a curated record. NCBI's taxonomy places the organism in Eukaryota, Apicomplexa, Aconoidasida, Haemosporida, Plasmodiidae.
AUGCGUAGGGUUACCAUUUUAACCAAUUUUGGACGCAAAAAAAGAAGGUAUACAUUUCCAAGGGAGGAAAAAAACGCAUUCGUGCUUUACAAAAGCGAAAGAGGUGUAGCCACAACCCAUGCUGCGAUAACAAGUACAAAUACAAAUGGCAAUAAUGUAAAGACAAAAUUAGAAAAAAGAGAUGAUGAUAUAAUUUUACAAAAAUCCACAUGCUCAGCCAUCCCGUCCCCAUUAAGUGAUUACUACCAGUACAACACAAGUGAUCUCAUCAAAGUUUUAAAUGUAUACAUAAAGUCCAAGAGUGAUAAUAUUGAAUUGUUGAGAAGUGUUUCGACAAAUUUGUUGCUGAAUAAGGAAAAAUUAAGAUAUGGGGAGAUAGUCACAUUGUUAAAACAAUUUUCCAUGAUAAAAUGCAAAAAUUAUUUUUUAUUUUGCUAUUUUAAAGAUGUCCUGAGCGAAAAUAUCCAUUUAAUUACGUGUGAUGAUUUAGUGGACAUAUAUUUCUCCUUCACAAAUUUGAAUUAUUUUCAUCAUAAUUUUUUUUUCCUAAUUGAGAAGAGAAUAUUUCACAAUUUCCAUCUUUUAAAUUUAAAAAAAAUAGUUUGUUUGAUACAAUGCUUUAACAAGAAAAAAAUUAUCUCCAAAAAUUAUUUAACCAUAUUACUUUAUAGCAUAUCAAAAAAUAUAAAUGAGUUCGACACAUUUCAGCUUUCUGUCCUUUUCGUUUUUUUUAAAAAUUUUAACAUAAAUAAUAGCAUCCUCAUAAAUUCAUUAAUUCAUAAUUUUAAUCAACAUGUAAAUCUCGGCUCUGAGUCCAAGCAGCUAGCCAUUUUUUACAAUUUUUUGUCUUACGUUGGUAAGAAGUGCCAUAGGAAUUAUCACUACUUUGCAAAGGAGAAGGAACUCAUCGGCUUGAUAAAGAAUUUCGCUUUACGCUAUGAGGAACAGUGGGAGGGGGGCCCAAAUGGGCCAGGUAGAGCCAUGGGAAGAGAGGAUCCCACAGGGGUAUACGGGGACACAGUCACCGACUCGGUAGGCGAGGUGGUUGCCGUUUCCAAUGGGGAUGCAUCCACCCACGCAGGAGGAAUCAUACAAAGAAGGUUGUCCAUUUUGGAAAAUAAUUUCCUCACAGAAAGUGAUGAACUGCAAACCCUCAGGGAGCAUACGAACGCCCUAAAGAAAAAUUCGUACAACGUUAAUGUGGUGUACUCCAUUAAGAAUGCUUUAAAGAAUGUGGAAACGAUAACGAGGAAAAAAUUGAAGAGCAUGCCCAUUGAGUCCUUAUGCUUGAUAUCCUCUUCCAUAGGAAACAUAGAUAAAAAUAAAUUCCUCUUGGAAAAAGUCGCAGAGGAAGUUGGUAAACAGUCGACCAAAUUGACUCCCCUGCUGGUGAGUUUUUUGAUGCUAUCCUUUAGCAAAGCAAGUCACAAACAUGGGAGUCUAAUUUACUAUUCGUUGCAAUUUUUUUAUAAAUAUCACAGUUUUUUUAGUGUCAAUGAAGUGGGAUUGCUUUGUAAGGCUCUGCACAACUUUUCUCUUAAGGAGAACGAAUUUUUGGAUGUACUGAAUGGGCUUAUGUUGAACGUGCUGAGUGAAGGAAGUAGUGGGGACAACCUCGUUGAUAGCAAUCCGCGUGGAGACCACUUCAAUUACAAUGCGGACGAUGGUAGUUCGUCUGGAAAACAGGUGGAGAAACUCUUUUUCCAAAUCGAGAAGAGCAUUGAUAAGAGCAUUGAGCAGAUGAACUACGAAGAUCAAUUCACCAAUUUGAGGAGCGUCCAUAUGGAGGAAGAAGGUAAGAGUACCAAGGACGAAAAGGAAAGGGUAGGUGACCGUGAAAAUAAAAGGAUGUACAGUGAUUUUGUAAACUUUAGCUUCAUUGAUUAUGAAAAUAUAAAAAGGAACAAUUAUUAUCCAAACAAUUUGUACAACAUAAAAAUGAGCAAUAAGAUUUAUAUAAAUAACGUUAUAUACAUUUUGGAAUACUAUGCUUUCAACCUGGUGAAUAUUCCCGAUAUUUUGGACCGUUUCUGUGAUUUUUUUUUAAAAAGAAACAUAAAUUAUAUCCUCUACUCGAGAAUAUUUUACGCUUUUUAUCUGCUACAGUAUAGAGGGAGUAAGGUCUACCAAAUGAUUGACAAAUUUAAUGAGUGCCAACCCCUGUAUCAAGUGAUGUACAAGGAGAGGCACAUGGAGAAGCUGUUGGGGUCGCUAAUUUAUUUUUAUGAAAACAAAACGGAAGAGAAUAAAAUGGAGAACAUUUACUUUUACGUUUUGUCCAAGAGCUACUUUUCAUUCAUUUUUAAUUUUUCAAAAUAUAUUUUAACAUUUUUGUUUAUUAAAAAUAGUAAUUAUGUACUACACAAAUUUCUGGUUCAUAUAGGAGAAAUAUCGUUGGAAAGGGACGACUGCAUUUAUCUGCACAAACCAAACAGAUUGUAUUGA